UUCCGGCGCGCCCGUGGCCCCCUCCUUCUCCCGCCCAUCGCUGUCAAGAUGGCGGCGUCCGUGUCGCUGCAGGUGGAGUUCGGAGGUGGUGCAGAACUCUUGUUUGAUGGUGUGAAAAAGCAUCAGGUGACUUUGCCCUGUCAACUGGAGCCUUGGGAUAUCAGAAACCUGCUGAAGUGGAUCAAACAGAAUCUGUUGAAAGAACGACCAGAAUUAUUUAUGCAAGGGGAAUCUGUGAGGCCAGGAAUUUUGGUGCUCAUCAACGAUGCAGACUGGGAACUAAUGGGUGAGCUGGAUUAUAAACUCCAGGACCAGGAUAAUGUUCUUUUCAUCUCAACGUUGCAUGGUGGGUAAACUUCUGAAAAAAAAAGAGGAUGUAAAUUCAAACAAAAAUGUAAACCCAGCCAAACCUCUCCUGAACUGCCUGUACCUGGUCUCUGCACCUCCCCAUCAUGUUCACUUGUUACUACUAGACAUCCAAAUAAAGGCUUGUCAGUGUGUGGCCUGCUGUCCACCACAA
This is a messenger RNA of Pogoniulus pusillus (Red-fronted tinkerbird), 520 nucleotides long. RefSeq names its product ubiquitin related modifier 1 (gene URM1). Gene Ontology annotation, biological process: tRNA thio-modification; protein urmylation. The record is from RefSeq and is a predicted model, not a curated record. Gene Ontology annotation, cellular component: cytoplasm; nucleus. Lineage: Eukaryota; Metazoa; Chordata; Aves; Piciformes; Lybiidae. The transcript has 5 exons. The coding region runs from base 49 to 354 and encodes 101 amino acids. Gene Ontology annotation, molecular function: protein tag activity.